AUGGCCAGCAAAUCAACAAAGAAAGCAGCCGUUCGACCACCGAAAGAGAAAGCGCCCGUGAUUAAGAAAACGUUCUUGCAUAAUCGAAAGACAGACAAACGAUACCGCCUCAAUGGCGAUAAAGAUAUGAGCCGAAAACCAGCAAAAGCCUGUCUAAAUCGAGAUUUUUCACAAUAUGUUGCCUACACAGCUCCACAAUUGCCGAGCAAAGUCGAUCUUCGACCUUGGAUGACAUCAAUUGAAGAUCAAUCUGAUACGAACAGUUGUACGGCAAAUGCCAUGGCUGGAAUCUACGAAUACUUGAAUUAUCGAACUACUGGUCGCCUUGAAGACGUCAGUCGUCUUUUCAUCUAUUAUAAUAGUCGCAUUAAGGAUAAUGAAGGAGAUCCCGAUAUCACUGAUGAAGGUACAAGUAUUGCUACGACAAUUGAAGUUGUUGAAGAGCAAGGUGUCUGUCUUGAAUCACUGUGGCCAUACAAUAUCAAGAAAGUUAAUACUAAACCGCAUAGUCAAUGUUAUGCUGCUGCUGCACCUUAUGGCAUUUCUGAAGCACUUGAACUGGAUAUUAAUGUUGAUGAAAUGAGAUCUUGUCUUGCCCAGGGAUUCCCUUUUCUAGUUAGUCUCAACUUGUACAAUUCAUUUGACAAGGCAGGUACAAAUGGAGUAGUGACUUUGCCAAAAAGCAGCGAAGUAGCUCGAUCAUCACAUGGAAGACACGCGCUUGUAGUAGCUGGUUACAGUGAUCAUUCGAGAGCAUUUAUCGUACGAAAUUCAUGGGGAGCUACCUGGGGAGACAGAGGUUACUGCUAUAUACCAUACGAUUAUGUAGGAAGUAAUGAUUUGUGUAAUGCUGCUUGGACAGUUAAAAGGCUACCCACGGAAAAAUUUUUGAAUAAAAACCGCGGGAAUCAACGGUUUAAUAUAUGCGGUUUUGGCCGGUAUACUAUGUUCUCAAUCUAUCUACCAUCUUCAUACGGUCAUCUAGCACCUCGGUUAACUCANACCGCGACUAAUUCACAUCUUAUCGCAAUUUCUGAAAUCGCAGUUUUGAACGGUGUGGCAACAAUGGGCAACGAGGGUUGGGAUGAUGAAGAUGAUGUUGAUUAUCUGGAAGAUGACGAUGACGAUGACGAUGACGAUGAAGAAGAUGAUGAUGACGAAGAUGGGGAUGACGAAGAUGCUGAUAUUGAAGAAGUUGAAGAAGAAGACGAAGAAGCUGAUGAUGACGACGAAGAGGAUGGCGAUGAGGAGGAAGAUGGUGAAGAUGAGGAUGAUGAGGAGGAGGAAGAUGGUGAGGAUGACGACGAAGAGGAAGACGGUGAAGAUGGAGAUGAUGAUGAAGAGGAAUAG
Molecule: messenger RNA, 1350 nt
Organism: Adineta ricciae
Lineage: Eukaryota; Metazoa; Rotifera; Eurotatoria; Adinetida; Adinetidae
Source: the annotation of a GenBank genome assembly